AAAAACACCAAAGAAAUACAAGAAGCAUAGGAAAACAAGCUGAAAAAAUCGGAUUUUUUUGUUAAUUCGUGGUUGCGUGUUAUAAUUUUUACCAGAAAAUUAAUUAAUUUCCUUAAAAAUAAAAUGUAAAUUUACAAAACUCCGCGUUUGCAACAAGUGUUUAUGACAUUUUUUACAAUUAAUCCAUAAAAAAAGGAGAAAAUUUAGCCAAUAAGUGAAGCAGUUAUACUAACAACACCCUAUAAGAAUUUUGCUGUGUUUUAAGGAAAAAAAAUCUUGCAAUUUUUUCUUAACACUACAAAAAAUAAAGCAAGAAAAAAAGAAAAUUUUAUCAAGGUUUUUGUAGUUUAAUUUGCAUUAAAAAAAUUCACACAAAACGUAAACAUGUCUUUGCCUGGCAAUGGCAUAUUUGUGGUGCGGGGCGAAAUGUCCACUUUGAUGACCGCUAUGCGUAGAGGCUCCCGUUGGAAUGCCACCUCAUACGUGGAUGAAGAAAAAGAUGGUUUAAUGAAAUUAUUUAUGGAUCUUAAGCAGGUGCUUAAUCGUAUUGAGGAUUUGCGUUUAAUAGAUCCCAAUGUAUUUUUGGCCCCAUUUCUUGAGGUCAUACGAACUGAUGAGACGACAGGGGCGGUCACUAGUUUGGCCUUAUCAACUAUAAACAAAUUUCUAUCGUAUGGUUUAAUAGAUCCCACAUCACCCAAUCUGGCCGUGAUCAUAGAAAACAUAGCUGAUGCUGUGACACAUGCCCGUUUCAUGGGCACCGAUCAAUCCUCAGACGGUGUGACACUCUUUCGUGUCGUCGAAGUAUUACACACUCUAAUGCGCAGCCCCGAGGGAUCAGUUCUCACCAAUGAAGCUGUAUGUGAAGUUAUGUUAAGUUGUUUUAAAAUCUGCUUUGAACCACGACUCAAUGAACUGUUAAGAAGAUCCGCUGAACAGGCUCUAAAAGAUAUGGUACUCUUGCUGUUUAUGCGUUUGCCCCAGUUUGCCGAUGAUCGCAGUGAAUCGGGUUUAUUGAAAAAAUUUCAAAUGCUGGCUGCCUCCAUGGAGAACGAUAAGAAGCAGCGUAAAAAAUCCCUUAAAACACAUAACACCGAAACGAAUAAUCUAAAACGUAGCCAAAGUUUAAAGGGUAGCGAUUUGACUAAAGCUGGAGCAGAAGAUCUGCAGCAGCGUAAAAUAUCAACACAUUCGCAGCCGGGAGAGGAUGUUAGCUCACUACAAACUCCCGGACCGGUGAAUCAUUUAAAAGCUCCGCCAUUGGCUACCACACCGGCCACACCAGCCGGCAAUAUAGUGGAUUUGCAGGGUAAAAUAACACAAACUCCCACCUCGGCUCUAACACAAUACAGCGAGGGCUCUGAAAUGGGUGGCGAUAGCACGCCGGUAAAUACAAAUGCUGAUAUUACCACGCCCUUAAUAUCGGUAGAACCGGCUUCACCGCCCCUCAACAACAACAAUACUGAAACUGAGACAGACAAUCGUCCGCAUUCACCACAAUCUCAGGGAGGCAGUAGUGAGUAUAUUAAUUCGGUGGGUGUACGUUUCACCCAACAAAACUCGGUAGAUGGUUCAGAAGGUAUGGCUCCCUUGGUGCCCUAUGGUUUACCUUGUAUCCAAGAACUAUUUCGUUUCUUGAUUUUGUUGUGCAAUCCCAUGGAUAAACAAAAUACGGAUACCAUGAUGCACAUGGGUUUGAAUUUGUUAACGGUUGCUUUUGAGGUGGGUGCAGACAAUAUAGGUAAAUAUGACACCUUGCUGCAAUUGGUGAGAGAUGAUUUGUGUCGUAAUUUGUUUGCGCUUAUGAAUUCCGAGCGUCUUACCAUUUUCGCUGCCGAUUUGCAAGUUUGUUUCUUGCUUUUUGAAUCCUUGAGGGGUCAUUUAAAAUUCCAAUUGGAAUUCUAUUUGCGCAAACUAUCGGAAAUCAUAGCCAGUGAUAAUCCCAAAACUCCCUAUGAAAUGCGUGAAUUGGCCUUAGAUAAUUUACUGCAACUAUGGCGCAUUCCCGGGUUUGUUACCGAGCUUUAUAUCAACUAUGACUGUGAUUUAUAUUGCAGUGAUUUGUUUGAAAGUAUUACCAAUCUAUUGUCUAAAUAUACCUUGUCCGCCACAAAUGCUGUCUACAAUACCCAUAUUAUAGCCAUGGAUACUUUGAUAUCGGUGGUGGAUAGUAUAGAGGGUAAUUGUGCGGCGGCCAAGAAUUCUAAUACUACUACGAAUGUAUCAAAAGCAGGAGAUGCUUCUAAUAGCGCUGUUAACACUCCCUCCUCAGCUCUUAGACAUUCACGCCACAAUUCCGGCCUAGAGGGCAUAGUUAUCGAUGAUCCCAACAAUAUGGAGGACACUAAAGUGGAAAAUAUUUCCAAAUUUUUAAACACUUCAACACGUUUGCGUUUGCUGUCCGGUGACACAGCUGCCGAGAAAGCCAUAACACGUGAAUAUUUGAAAGAUGUUAAGCACAAGAAACGUAUACUCAGUCAGGGCACUGAACUGUUCAAUCAACGACCCGAUAAGGGCAUACAAUUCUUACAGGAGAAUGGUAUUUUAAAUGCCCAAUUAGAUCCCAUGGAGGUGGCUUUAUUCUUACGCGAAAAUCCUGGUUUGGAUAAGAAAAUGAUUGGUGAAUAUAUAUCGAAGAAGAAAAAUGUCGAUUCGAAAAUUUUAAUGAAUUUUGUGGAGUCUUUUGACUUCAAUGGUUUGCGUGUCGAUCAGGCAUUGCGUUUGUAUUUGGAAACAUUCCGUUUGCCGGGCGAGGCACCGUUGAUAUUUUUGGUUUUGGAGCAUUUUGCAGAUCAUUGGCAUAAACAAAAUGGUGAACCCUUUGCCAAUACCGAUGCUGCCUUCAGUGUGGCCUAUGCUGUUAUUAUGUUAAAUAUGGAUCAACAUAAUUCCAAUGCUAAACGCCUCAAUGUACCCAUGACACAGGAAGAUUUUCUUAAAAACUUAAGAGGUUUAAAUGGUGGUAGCGAUUUUGAUCAGGAGGUAUUGGCCAACAUAUUUAAUGCCAUCAAAAAUGAAGAAAUUGUUAUGCCAGCGGAACAGACCGGUUUGGUGCGUGAAAACUAUUUGUGGAAAGUGUUACUAAGGCGUGGAGCCACCACAGAUGGCUCCUUUAAUUAUGUACAUGAUUCUACGUAUGAUAUGGAAAUCUUUAAUGUCAUAUGGGGACCCUCGCUGUCCUCAUUAAGUUUUAUGUUUGAUAAAAGCAGCGAUAAUGGUUAUCAGAGGACUUUAACGGGCUUCACCAAAUGUGCUGGCAUUUCAGCUUUUUAUAACCUCUACGAAGAUUUUGAUGCCUUGAUAUUGACUCUAUGCAAAUUCACUACCAUCCUAAGCAGUGCCCAACAGGAGGCCCCCAACCCAGCCUCUAAUGAAAUUGUCCAAGCUGUUAAUUUUGGCCUUAAUACCAAAGCCCAGGCAGCCAUGCGUACUGUUUUUGCUUUGGUCCAUGAUUAUGGUGACUCGUUGAGAGAUGGCUGGCGCCAUAUCUUGGAUAUUUAUUUGCAACUUUUCCGUUUGAAAUUGUUGCCCAAGUCUUUAAUGGAGGUGGAAGAUUUUUGUGAACCAACCGGCAAGGCUCAAUUGGUACUAGAGAAACCCAGUCAAAAACAAGAAUCCGGUUUAUUCUCCAGCUUGUAUUCCUAUCUUUCGUCGGAGGGUCAACGUGAGCCUUCCUACGAAGAGCAGGAGUUUAUAAAAAUUGGCAAGAAAUGCAUCAAAGAAUGUCAAUUGGAUCAAAUGAUACAAGAAUCGAAAUUUGUGCAACUCGAAUCAUUGCAGGAGUUGCUGAAACAGGUGUUGGGUUCGGUAAAGGCUCCCAAUGCUCACAAAUCCAUAGGUAUGCCUUAUGCCGAGGAUCUGGUGGUAUUCUGGAUGGAGUUUUUAGUGAAAAUUGUUAUUUACAAUAGAGAUCGCAUGAUUCCCUUGUGGCCGGCUGUCAGAGAUCAAAUGUAUUUGCUGCUUAUGGGCAGCUCAUCGUGUGGCUAUGAUUAUUUGUUAAAUCGUUGCAUAGUAGCCAUGCUUAAACUGGCCAUUUAUCUGAUGCGCAAUGAGGAGUUGUGCCCCGUGGUGUUGAAGUCAUUAAAAAUGCUGCUCAUGCUAAAGCCCAGCGUUAUUUUGCGCAUUUCCCGGCAAAUAUCUAUAGGCAUGUAUGAAUUACUCAAGACUUCGGCUCAAAAUAUACAUUCCGAACAGGAUUGGCAAAUAGUAUUCACCAUAUUGGAGUGCGUAGGCGCAGGCGCAGAGCCGCCAGAAUAUGAAGAUGCCUCAUUGCCGCAGCCCAAUGGCAUGGCCGCCAAAUCGGAUGGCGCCUUAAGCAGUGAAGAUGAUUCUGGACUGCCAGACAGGGGUUAUAUAUCAGACUCUGAAUUGGCGGGCAACAACAAACAGUCCAGGCCUCAACAGGUCCAGCAAACCGGGCAGCCACAAAAUUCCAAUACCAGCAGCCCCUUUCCCAACAGUCCUACCGCCGAAAACUGGAUUUUGGUUAAUAAAGAUACAGAUUUAACAGCGGCUGCUUCGCGGCCUCAAUCACCUCCCGAAUCUAUAGCCGGAGCCCCAGUUUUAUCUAAUCUUAUUUAUAACUGCAAACUCAUGGAUCACAUGCCAUUUGCUUUAUUCAAAUGCUGGGACUCUUUGGCAUUUAUUGUGCGCAAUGUGGCCCACAUAACGCCCUACAACUUUGAGAGUUGCGUCAGAUGUAUACGCACUUUUGUGGAGGCCUGUCGUGAUGGCGGCAUACGGCAACGGCGUAAAUUUGAUGCUGCUUUGGCAGCCGGUGCCCAAAAUCAAAAGAAAAGAUCUGCAAACAAACGUAAUGAUAGGUCUUCGGAACGCUCCAAACACAAUAGCCAUGAUAAUCAUGGCCAUUUGGAUAAUGCCGGCGAAGGAGGAGAGGAGGGUGAUGAUGAUUUGGCUCAACGUUAUGAAACUUUAUCGAUACAAUUGCUAGAUCUCAUGUACACUCUCUACACACGCACUGCUCAAAUAUUCCGCUGGUGGGCCGAAGAAGGCUGUGCUGUGCCUCAGUGUUCGGCUUUGUGGGCUCAAGGCUGGUGCCCUCUUUUGCAGGGAAUUGCCCGUUUGGCCAUGGAUAGACGCCGUGAGGUGCGAACCUAUGCCAUAUCAUGUUUACAGCAAAGAGCUUUACUCGUACACGAUCUGCAAACUCUAUCGGGCACAGAAUGGGCUUCCUGUUUCCAGCAGGUACUCUUUCCCCUGCUCAACGAACUGCUGCCCGAUAGUCAGGCGGUGGCUCUCUUAGAUCCCAUACUUUUGGAAGAAUCACGCAUACGUACCGCCACCAUUAUGUCGAAGGUAUUCUUGCAUCAUCUAACACCACUCAUCGAGCUGGGCAAUGCCUUUAACGAAUUGUGGAUACAAAUCUUGGAUUACAUAGAGAAAUUCAUGAAAGUUGGUUCCGACAUGUUAUCGGAACAAAUGCAAGAAAUUUUAAAGAAUAUGCUGCUGGUCAUGCAUUCAGUGCGUGUGUUCCACAACAAUGAUGGCACUCUACACAUGGUGUUGUGGGAGUUAACAUGGAAGCGUAUAGGAGAAUUUUUACCAAAUCUUAAAGAUGAAUUGUUCCGGGAUGAGGGCAACCGAGCUCAUGUUAUGAAUCAAACACAAGCUGCAAUAAAUGCAGAUCUAAGUAGAAUACCAGCGGUAGCCAUAGUACCGCAACAGCAAACCACACCAGCAGCUGUUUCCACAAUGCAGGUAAUACAAUCACCUUUACUAAUGUCACCCAUGGAAUCGCCACGUCACAGCAUUAUAUUACAGCCUCCAGAAGCGGAUAUUUUACAAAAGCCCGCCUUUAUAUUGGGACAAAUACCACCUACUACUAUGGCCCAUAUGCCCAUGAUUGUACCUCAGCAGCAACCAGAGCCGGUGCAAACUCCUUUAACACCCCCCAAAUUAGAUGAUAUACCCUCUACUAGUGAUAUUUUACUAACGCAAACUAUAGAACCAGAAGCUACUCUAACUACCAACACCACUUCGCCCAUACACCAGCUAACAGCUGCAGAGGCUGUUAGUACAAUGACCAAUGAACAGAUGAUGACAAAUCAACAAGCCACUAAUGUUCCUACAGCCGUUAACAACACACCCUUGAGUUCCACAAUGACAGAGAUGACAGCUGGUUGUAAUUCAUAUUCCAUAGAACUUUUUGAUACGCCACCAACACAAGCAGCCACUACAGGGAAUGUGUAUCAGGAGCAGCACAUGCCUACUGCAAACCCAGAUGGCCAACAACAAACAAACGAAACUCAACAGAAGCAGGAAAGCAUGCGCCAAUUACUGCAGCAGCAAUACAAUCAAUAUUAUCAAAACUAUCAACAACAUCAGAGCCUAAUGCAAAAUAUGAAUAAAACCGCCAAUGAUACGUUGAACACUAGUAGAGAGCCAACCAACAAUACUAGUACCUUUAACAGCAGCAUCUUAAGUGGCGAUGAUGUCUCUACCAUAGCUGAAACAGCUGAUGAUUAUAGACCACCCCCCACAACAGCUCCUUCAUCAUCAGCAGCCUCUAACACGAAUGCUAAUGUGCCAAUUUCCCAUUUAUUGGCGGGCAAUGAGUAUCCCUCGCUACACAAGCAGCCACCAACUGCCAUUGUACAAAGUUUUGCCCCCGUCUAUGUGCAGACAGCACAACAGCCACAGUCCGGCAAUGAUAUCUAUCAGGAAUAUGUGCAAAAUCCCUACAAUUUAACCCUGCAACAGCAAACUAAUGCCACAAUGAUCGCUCCAUUGGUGAGUGUGGAGCAACAUCAGGAAAAUUUACGACAAUUACAAAUGCAAUAUCAACAACAGCAGGCUCAGGCUCAACAACAGCAGCAGCAGCAACCCACAGCACACCCACAUAAUCAUACGGAAGCAUUUAAUAGCCCUGCCAAUUAUUUCUCCUCCACUGUGGAUCCUAAUACUAUACCACCUGGUUCGGAAAUGCUGUUUGGUCAACCCUAAAAUGCAAUUUAAUUUAAAACGGUUACAAUAUAGACAUAAAAAUAAAA
This is a messenger RNA of Calliphora vicina (urban bluebottle blowfly), 7010 nucleotides long. RefSeq names its product Sec7 domain-containing protein garz (gene garz). Lineage: Eukaryota; Metazoa; Arthropoda; Insecta; Diptera; Calliphoridae. The transcript is spliced from 9 exons. The record is from RefSeq and is a predicted model, not a curated record. Gene Ontology annotation, molecular function: guanyl-nucleotide exchange factor activity. Bases 385 to 6963 code for a protein of 2192 amino acids. Gene Ontology annotation, biological process: regulation of ARF protein signal transduction.